AUGUGCCUUCAAGAGAAUUCUGAGAUCGUUUCAAACCUAAUAAGUGGUAUUAAGGCGGUGCUUUCUCGUGCGAUCGCAACGCUGGAUAACAUAUCGUUGUCAACACCGUUCACCGAAUCCAAAAAGGAGUCGGCUCGUCUCGCAAAAGAUCUCCGCGAUUUCGUCGUUAAUCUUCAGCUUGCUCAGAACCGCCCGCAUUCCGGCUACGGGUUCAGCGAGGGGCAGCAUGUCAUUGUGGCUUUCUCACAAGCGGGACUCCACCCUCCAUGCUACGUAUAUUCUAAGGAAAAAAACCUGGCAAAGACCAACGAAGCUAGAAGCAGCCCCCCGUCAACACCACAAGCCACUAGUACCAUGACAACUGGAAACACCACUGCUACAAGUUUGUUUGGCAGUCCUCGCACCAUAGCCGCCGAUGGUGGAAGUACAGAAACUGCUUCCACGAAGACUGCACCAGCUCCGGCCACGUCUGCAGCUCGCUCUACUCUAAUGAUCACGGCGAAAAGUGCUUCUCCUUCUGCUCAGGCUCACACGGCGAAACCGGAGUCUUCUGCUCCAACUCCUGCCAGUCUUACAAAAACUGCUCUUCCUACGACACCUCCUCCGGUCUCGACAAAUGCUGCCCCUCCAACGACUCCACCACCGGUCAGCUCGACGAAAACUGCUCUUCAAAAGCCUCCAUCCCCACAAGCCUCGAAACAGCUACCAACUCCAAUUCCUCAGGCGACUCCUGGGCAGACGGUACAAAAUUUCCUGAUUAUUUAA
Molecule: messenger RNA, 765 nt
Organism: Ostertagia ostertagi
Lineage: Eukaryota; Metazoa; Nematoda; Chromadorea; Rhabditida; Trichostrongylidae
Source: the annotation of a GenBank genome assembly